Messenger RNA from Geodia barretti, 393 nucleotides. Lineage: Eukaryota; Metazoa; Porifera; Demospongiae; Tetractinellida; Geodiidae. The record is from the annotation of a GenBank genome assembly.
UAUCUUUAUCUACUGAAGUCAAUCUGCUCUGCAAGCGCAGUUCAAAACCAUCUAGUUCCAUCAGUAGAUAAAAUUUGCGUAAGCAUAAUUAUAGAGAAAUUUAUUAGGUAUUGCUGGUAUUAUACAGAAGCUGAUGGUAGAUUUACACAGGAGAGACGAUCUUCUCCAGGAGUUCAAAAUGCCAGGUGGACUGAGAGAGCUCUUAGACUUCAGCAUGCUCGUGACAUUAUUAGAAAGCAUCCGCAGUCAGUCGUAGUCACUGAGGGACAGUGGGCCAACUUCUCUUGUGGCAUCAAACUCCCCGGCACCAUUAGAUGGAGGAUUGGAGACUUCAAGGCGCAUGGAAUAUAUGACUACAACAGUGGAGAGACUCUGCCUGAAUUGGAGGGAGUA